Messenger RNA from Cladocopium goreaui, 1137 nucleotides. The record is from the annotation of a GenBank genome assembly. Lineage: Eukaryota; Dinophyceae; Suessiales; Symbiodiniaceae.
AUGGCGCAGAAAGCCUUUGCCAGUGCAGGUGUCGUUUCUCUGAUCCGUUUGAUGCAGUGGAUGGACGCUUCAAAGGGCCGCGUGCUCUUCAGCCAAAGCUUCCCGGGCUCCGCGCCAAAGGGUUGCGCGGUGAGCCUGCGCAUCCUUCCGGACAUGGAGAAGCUACCGGAGGAGCUCCAAGAGGAGAUCGAGGCCAAGGAUCAGGACCCUUCCGCGCCCCUUGCGAUGCAACGGCGCAACUCAGAUGUCGAGGUGCGCCGGCGCUCACAUUCCCUGACCGCGCCCCGCGCGAGCCUGGCCCGGCGCGGCAGCGAUGCGGGCCGCAUCGCUUCCGCGGUGGCAACGAGCGUUGCGCCGACGGUGCCGGAUUGGGCACGGAGUGAGAUCCAGAAGACCUUCGGGCACUAUGCAUCCUUGGCGGAUCCCUUAAACCGAACCAGCUUGACCUCACAGAAGUUUGGCCGAUUUCUCCGCGACUGCGGGCUGCUGAGCAUGGAGGCGCAGGGAGCCAUCAGCUUCAACUUUGCUCCCGAAGGCCGACGAUCCGUGAAGCCUCGAGGAUCCAUAGAUGUGGCAGCCAUGAUGGGAACAACUCGACCUGAUGGUCUCUCGCGUUCCAACUCCACUGGCUCCUUGAAGCGCAACUCCGUGAGUUCGUCCCUGCAACGACGAGGGAGCGGUGCUGGACUGGACGUUUCGCAGCUCGAGGGGCGACGGGCGUCCUUCGCAGUGAGCAACCAGGCCCAGAACAAUUCCCAGCUGCCCUUGAAGGCAAGGGCCAAGAGGCAUAGAUACACGCUCUUGGUGCUGUCUCACUGCAUUCUGUCGGCCUUGCACAAGGUCUUGGUUGUGGGCAACAUUGGCUGUCAUAGGUCGGACAAGUUCAAUGGGCUGCAGACGGAGAUGCCGGUGGAGCCGAAAGCUGGAGGUCAGAUCCAGGAAAAUAUCCGCGACCUCACCUUUGUCGGCGCCAGCGCAGCUGCCAGCCACCUAUCGUUUUGGGGCCCCUUCCUGUACGAGGUGGGGGAAAACGGCGCUAACGAGGUGUUUCCAGUGCCACCGCUGAGUCAAGUGGAGGUGGACUUGAUCUUUGUCCAGGCGAGCUGGAACCGAAAGCGGAUGGAGAUGUCUUUUUAA